AUGAGAGACAGACAGCCGCCAAAGAAACAACGGUCUAGCAUCGACAGAAGUUUGUUAUCUGCAGCGGAUCAGCUCGCUUUUGCGAGAGUUGCAUCUCUUUUGCAACAGCCUGUAUCGGAGCUGUACGGCGACAUUUCAGACAGCAGUAGCUCGGCGAAGAUUCCAGGCGAUUCGAAUGUUGCAAGAGAUCAGUCGCAAGAAUGGAGCGCACUCCAGUGGGACACUAUGGAUAGCUGGCUUCCAGGAAGUAGUGAAGUGGACAAUGAUACUUUCGAUCCCAACAAACCAUGGAACCCUGUACAGGGUAUCACAGAAACAGGAGUCACCCCUGGCGUCGACUUUAGUCAGUGGAGGGGUGACGAAAAUUUUGUCAGUCCAAAAGUUGACCUAGAAGCUGGAAAUACACAUUCUGGUCUUUGA
Messenger RNA from Cadophora gregata, 420 nucleotides. RefSeq lists its product as uncharacterized. NCBI's taxonomy places the organism in Eukaryota, Fungi, Ascomycota, Leotiomycetes, Helotiales, Ploettnerulaceae. The coding region runs from base 1 to 420 and encodes 139 amino acids. The record is from RefSeq and is a predicted model, not a curated record. The transcript has a single exon.